Molecule: messenger RNA, 1873 nt
Organism: Thunnus maccoyii (southern bluefin tuna)
Lineage: Eukaryota; Metazoa; Chordata; Actinopteri; Scombriformes; Scombridae
Gene: elmod2
Product: ELMO/CED-12 domain containing 2
Exons: 9
Coding region: 188-1084 (298 amino acids)
Cellular component (GO): membrane
Molecular function (GO): GTPase activator activity
Source: RefSeq, a predicted model, not a curated record
CAGCUUCUUGCUCGUUGUAAAUACUAUCAAGCACAUUAAUCCUAGCGACUAAACCUGAUGUAGGUUAACAAUAGCUACCGUUAGGCGAACACAAUGACAACCUGUUGUCUUUACAUUGCCCCGGUUAACUGUCAUCUGUGAGUUUUAAAGCCGGCUAGUUUGUCAAUUGCAAUCAGAGAAAUAGAACAUGUUUGGGUACAUCUGGCAGUACGUCUACACAUCCUUCCUGAGAUACUGGCUGAAGUGGCUCAUCAGGCAGGUUACAGGGAAAUGUGAGCUGCAGAGAAUCUGCUCUGGAUACAAGCCAGGAGCAACCAGGACGACAAAAGCAGAAUACUCUCUCAAGUCAUCAAAAAACAAGGUUUUAAGAGGUGCUUUGGAAACCAGAAAGGAUGAUUUAGAACAAUGUGUGGAUCAAAUUAUGAAAGAGAAGAAUGUCAAACCCCAGAAAAGUCCCAUGUUCAAGGAAAGCCUACACAUCUGUUUGUUGCAGAUAACAGGAUACAACAGCCUGUUUAUAUCUGUGGAAGACUUGAGAAAGGAAAUCUUCAGCUCAGAGAACCAAGAACACGAGGCCAUGCUGUUGAAGCUUUGGGACCUGUUGAUGCCGACAGUCAAACUGGACUCGAGGAUCACCAAACAGUGGGGAGACAUCGGAUUCCAAGGAGAUGACCCCAAGACUGACUUCAGAGGAAUGGGACUGCUGGGCCUAAUCAACCUUGUUUUUUUCAGUGAAAACUACACAGAAGAGGCUCGUCAGGUGUUGUCUCAUGCAAACCAUCCUAAACUAGGGUAUUCAUAUGCCAUAGUUGGGAUCAAUUUGACAGAAAUGGCCUACAGCCUCAUGAAGAGUGGUGCUUUGAAACCGCAUUUCUACAACACAGUACUCGGCACACCUGAGCUCCAGCACUUUCAUCAGCUAUACUGUUACCUGGCGUAUGAAUUCGAUAAAUUCUGGGUGGCAGAAGAACCAGAAAGCAUCAUGGAGUUCAAUCAGUACAGAGAAAAAUUCCAUAACAUAGUCAAGACACAUCUAGAGGACCCUGAUGUGUCCCUCACACUGACUGACCGCACUAAAAACUAACAUGAUUCAGGAAUAAUAUCCCCCCCGACUUCUCGGUGACCCCCUGAUGUUGUUCGAUCAGGUAGAAGGAAGCAGUGCUGCUCGUAAAAAACAUAAACGAGCUGCUCGAGUCACUCACGUUCCUCAAAAAUUGAUAAAAGCUGUUAUAUUUGGUUUUGUGAUUCAUUAGUCAUGCUCGGUUCAUGUUGUUACAGUGAUACUAAAGGGAAAACUAAAAUAUAGCACAAAUCUACCACCCUAUACCUCAAAAGUCAGCCAUUCCAGUGGUUAAUUGUCCUUCAAUAAAGGGGUAAUGAGAGCUGUAGUGAGGACGGGUCUGAGUGUUUAAGCACUUUCAGUGAGAAAGCAGCCAAAUUGUUGCAGUUUAAAGACAGUUAUAGAAAAAUGGUGAUUAGCCACCAUAUUUUUAGCUGUCUUGUUUGUAUUUAUGUAAAUGAGGCUCAGGAAUUUGAUAUUUAUGUCCAGAGACCAUGGAUUUAACUUGAUGUAAGGAAUCAUUUCCAUUUUCUGACGCUCCGUCGUGGUGCCGUCAUCUUAAAAUGUGUGCUCAGUUUAAUGUUUCCCCCGCUGAUGGCAUUAAUACAAUCUGUAUUAUGUAAUAUAGGUGAUGUCAAAAAUGGUUAUUUGCCUUUUUUUCAAUAUAUUUGUAUGUCUUAAGCCUGAUAUUGCAUUUUCAUUACUGGUAUUUUUUUUUUUUUUAAUGCUGUGAUUUGCUUUUGAGGAAGGUAUGUAAUGACUAACACAUCUUGCUCAAACUUAAUAAAUACACAUUUUGAUGUUUUAAAAUGU